AUGCACCGAGAGGUGAAGUGCUGGCAGGAGUGCGUGGUGCCCAACUUCGUGACCUCCAACUGCUUCAUCGCCCAGGCCUACGCGAGCGCCAUCGCGAGUUUCCUCAGAGAUCACCUUGGGAGGCGAGAAAAAGGAUGGGUCGCGGUGGGGGAGCAGCCAGAAGCCGGCGCCGGAUCAGCCAAGCUGAGCUACGUGCUGCUCCAAAAGCUGCUGAAGCUGUCGGAGUAUCUCCCUCGGCCGAGAGGUAACGCCGCAUCCGAUGGCGCUGCUUCUGCCGAUGGUGACAACAACACCGCUACCGGAGGAAGGGGGUUCUGCUUCAAGUACGUCAUCACGGACUUCUCGCACGCGAACUUCGGCUUCUGGAUGAACCACCCCCGGCUGCAGGAGCUGUUCACGCUGGGUGUCGUAGAUUUCGCCGUCUUCGACGCGGAGGCUAGGCCGGGGGAAGUAGGCGGAGGAAAAGGGACCACCAAAGGGGACGCUGAAAGCGAGCCACCGCCGUCGCCGGAAGAGGGCCCAGAUCCUGCGGCGCCUGGGACUUGUGGUGGGGGUGGAGGGGCGGGGCUGUGGGGAUCGGGGUGCCUACGGCUGGAGCUGUCUGGGGAGGAACUGCGACCGGGGGACCUGGACAACCCGGUCAUUGUGGUGGCGAAUUAUGUGUUCGACUCGCUCAAGCAGGAUGCCUUCCGGUGUGUAAAGUAG
Molecule: messenger RNA, 705 nt
Organism: Ectocarpus sp. CCAP 1310/34
Lineage: Eukaryota; Phaeophyceae; Ectocarpales; Ectocarpaceae
Source: the annotation of a GenBank genome assembly